AGAAAUUGCUACAACAGGCCAGUUUCGGACAAAGAAAGAGAACGCAAUUGCAACAGCAAAGAAGAAAAAGAAAAAAAAAAAAGGAGCGAGAGAGUGAAUUUUCUCGCAUUUUCUUUUCUUUAUCUUUUUAUUCUCUCUCCAAUUUCUCAUUUUAAGCAGUUAAAAGGACGGUCGUUUGAACGAUUGAUCUUCGUUUUUCUUGUCCAAACCAGACCUCGAAAGUCGACAUUUUUUUCGUGAGCAAUAUAGGCUACGAUUUGAAGUUUCAAGAGAAGAAGUUGUUUGCAUACCAUCUACCACCUUAUAGACAAGUGGAAUUUCUGCAUUUUUGCAACAAUGAGUUUUGUUUACCGAGGGGCUAGAGGAGAUAUUGAGAGUGGGUAUUCAAGAUUUAUCCCUGAACGUCCUGCUGUGCGUAUACAUGCUGCUCGACCAGUUAAUUCCAAUUCACUGGCAUUUCUUGUUACAGCAGUUCUUUUGCUGUUCAUGAUUUUAAACUCUCACCAAAUGUCACCAAACUUUCUGCUUUGGGUAGUAGUGGGUGUCUUUUUAAUGGCUACGAGCCUGAGGAUGUAUGCAACUUGUCAGCAACUUCAAGCUCAGGCCCGAGCUCACGCUGCAGCAGCUAGUGGUUUGCUUGGUCAUACCGAGUUGCGUUUGCACUUGCCACCGUCAAUUGCCUUUGCUACAAGGGGACGCUUACAAGGACUAAGACUCCAACUUGCACUUCUUGACCGUGAAUUUGAUGACCUAGAUUAUGAAACCCUGAGAGCAUUGGAUGCUGAUAAUACUUCCACAACUCAUUCAAUGAGUGAGGAAGAGAUAAAUGCCUUACCUGUGCACAAGUACAAGGUCCCUGGCCCAGAGAGUGCUGGAUCAUCACUGCAGCAGGCAUCAUCUUCGUCAGUGCCAGUUGAGCCAAAGCACGAUUCUAGGAAGGCUGAUGGGAGUAUGAAGGCUUCAGAAGAUGAACUAAUUUGUACUAUUUGCUUGGAUCAAGUUAACAGGGGGGAGCUUGUUCGGAGCUUGCCAUGUUUGCAUCAGUUUCAUGCUAGCUGUAUCGAUACAUGGUUGCGGCAACAAGGCACCUGUCCUGUAUGCAAGUUUAGAAUGGGGUCAAGCUGGCGGGAAAACAGGGAGAGUGAAUCAGAUGAUUCAGACAUGGUUUAACUUGACUCCCAAG
Messenger RNA from Durio zibethinus, 1183 nucleotides. RefSeq names its product E3 ubiquitin-protein ligase SDIR1-like. NCBI's taxonomy places the organism in Eukaryota, Viridiplantae, Streptophyta, Magnoliopsida, Malvales, Malvaceae. Gene Ontology annotation, molecular function: ubiquitin protein ligase activity. Gene Ontology annotation, biological process: protein ubiquitination; ubiquitin-dependent protein catabolic process. The record is from RefSeq and is a predicted model, not a curated record.